Arachis stenosperma is the source of this 939-nucleotide messenger RNA. RefSeq lists its product as uncharacterized. Lineage: Eukaryota; Viridiplantae; Streptophyta; Magnoliopsida; Fabales; Fabaceae. Bases 1 to 939 code for a protein of 312 amino acids. The record is from RefSeq and is a predicted model, not a curated record. The transcript is spliced from 3 exons.
AUGUGUUUCCUUGCUCAGAAGAAUAAUGGUCUGGUGGAUGUGUAUUUCAAACAUGGGGUGUCAUCUCCAUAUUAUUUAGAAGAUCAGCAGAAAAAGACGGGCAUGGACAAUACAGGAGUGGUUCUUGCAGAAGAAGAAGGUGCUGUGCCUAAUGACAAAAAGAGGAACCUCAGCACUGAAUCCCCCCAAAACAAGCCAAUACCUGUCAACACAGCAAAGCCUCCUACUAAUCAAAAGCCAAAACCUUCUACUAAUCCACAGCCGAAGCCUCGCACUAAUCAAAAGGCAAAACCCCCCACUAAUCCACAACUGAAGCCUCCCACUAAUCAAAAGCCAAAACCUCCCACUAAUCCACAGCCGAAGCCUCCUACCAAUCAAAAUCCAAAACCUCCUACUAAUUCAAGGCCUUGUACGAGGAGUGUUGCUAAGGGUAAGGCAGUGUUGCAAGCACGACAAGAGGGAGGUGAUGCACUAUCCUCUGAUUCAUAUGAUAGUGACGAAGAUAGUUUGUAUAAGCCAAGGGCCGAAGAAAGUUCUUCUGAUGAUGAUGGUUAUUAUGAUAAUGAUGUUUGUAAGGCUAAGACUGUUAAAAAAGACAUCAGAUUUAAACAUGAUCGGAAUGCUGCUGAUGACGCCAAUGUUGGUAAAGAUGCUCCAACUGACUCUAUAAACACUAAUGUCCAACCAGUUGAAGUUGAGCUUUCUCAAUCAAUUUACUCUGAAUCAGAGGAGUCUCAGCAGGCUGCUGAAGUAUGUACUAUCACUAACUCAAGACCGGAUAAGCUGCCACCAAAGAGAAAAUCAUCUAUUUCACCAACUUCUGCCAAUGCGCCAAUUAAUCCCAUGCAAGGUGCUAGCUCAGGAACAGCUACAAGACUUGGCAGUAUCCUAAAGUUCAUUCCCACUCCAGGAUUCAAGGCACCUAGGAAGAAAGAGUGA